This is a messenger RNA of Eruca vesicaria subsp. sativa (arugula), 2361 nucleotides long. The record is from the annotation of a GenBank genome assembly. Lineage: Eukaryota; Viridiplantae; Streptophyta; Magnoliopsida; Brassicales; Brassicaceae.
AUGGAUAUAAGCAACGAAGCAAACGUGGAUCCGUUCAAUAUAGGACCCACGACUGUCCUCGGAAGAACAAUAGCCUUUCGGAUCCUGUUCUGCAAAUCAACGUCUAUUUUCAGAAACAGACUGUUCAGGUUCCUCGUGUGUUUCCUCGGAAGAGCUAAAACUUUUCUAACACCGUUUUUCUCCUGGUUACAUCCAAGAAACCCACAAGGCAUAUUAGCUAUGGUGACAACGAUGGCCUUUAUGUUGAAUCGUUACACGAGCUUAAAAGCAAAAGCUGAGAUGGCUUACAGGAGAAAAUUCUGGAGGAACAUGAUGACAGCUGCAUUGACUCACGAGGAAUGGGCUCACGCAGCCAAGAUGCUUGAUAAAGAGACUCCAAAGAUGAACGUGAGCGAUCUCUUCGAUGUGGAGCUUGUGAGGAAUAAGCUUGAGGAGCUUAAGCAUAGACGUCAUGAGGACUCUCUAAGAGACAUUAUCUUCUGUAUGAGAGCUGAUCUUGUGAGGAAUCUCGGUAACAUGUGUAACCCUGAGCUUCACAAAGGGAGGCUUCAAGUUCCGAGACUCAUCAAAGAGUAUAUAGAUGAGGUCUCUACACAGCUUAGGAUGGUUUGUGAUACGGACACUGAAGAGCUUUCUCUAGAGGAGAAACUAUCUUUUAUGCAUGAGACGAGACAUGCCUUUGGGAGAACGGCUCUGCUUUUAAGUGGAGGAGCUUCUCUUGGUGCUUUCCAUCUCGGUGUGGUUAAGACCCUUGUAGAACACAAGCUGUUGCCGAGGAUUAUAGCUGGUUCAAGUGUGGGUUCUGUAAUGUGUGCGGUCGUGGCGACAAGGUCAUGGCCUGAGUUGCAAGGCUUCUUUGAAGGAUCUUGGCACGCGUUGCAGUUCUUUGAUCAGAUGGGAGGGGUCUUCACCAUUGUGAAAAGGGUUAUGACUCAAGGAGCGGUUCAUGAGAUCAGACAUUUGCAAUGGAAGCUGAGGAAUCUCACCAACAAUCUCACGUUCCAAGAGGCUUACGACAUGACAGGACGGAUUCUUGGGAUAACAGUUUGUUCCCCGAGGAAGCACGAGCCGCCAAGAUGUCUUAACUAUUUGACUUCCCCUCAUGUCGUGAUAUGGAGUGCAGUGACUGCUUCUUGUGCCUUCCCAGGUCUUUUUGAGGCUCAAGAACUCAUGGCUAAAGACAGAACUGGUGAGAUUGUUCCUUAUCACCCGCUUUUUAACUUGGAUCCUGUAGAGGGCUCAUCAGGAGCAUCGGUUAGGCGAUGGAGGGACGGAAGUUUGGAGAUGGACUUACCGAUGAUACAACUCAAAGAGCUUUUUAAUGUUAACCAUUUCAUUGUGAGUCAGGCUAACCCUCACAUUGCACCUUUCUUGAGGAUGAAGGAGUUUGUGAGAGCUUGUGGAGGGAGAUUUGCAGCAAAGCUCGCUCAACUUGUGGAGAUGGAAGUGAAGCAUAGGUGUAAUCAAGUAUUGGAGCUUGGGUUGCCUCUGAGAGAAGUAGCAAAGCUAUUUGCUCAAGAAUGGGAAGGGGAUGUCACUAUCGUCAUGCCCGCCACUAUUUCUCAGUACCUGAAGAUCAUACAAAACCCAUCCAACGUAGAGAUCCAAAAAGCAACAAACCAAGGAAGAAGAUGCACCUGGGAGAAGCUCGCCGUCAUCAAAGCCAACUUCGGCAUCGAACUCGCCCUCGACGAAUGCGUCGCCGUCCUCAACCACAUGCGCCGCCUCAAACGCACCGCUCGAAGAGCAGCCGCCGCCGCCACCAUCUCUUCCUCCUCCUCCUCCUCCUUCUCCUCCUCACAUCCCUUACCCGCCGGUCCCACCAGGUUCAGCGCCUCCAGAAGAAUCCCUUCCUGGAACUGCAUCGCCCGCGAGAACUCCGCAGGGUCCGUCGACGACGACGUCCUCGCCGAAGCCGCGUCGCUGUACCAGCAGCUCGUGGCCCACCGAGGCGGUAACUGUGGCAGCUCACACGACGGAGAUUCGCCGGAAGCCGGGGACUGGACUAGGUCUGGUGGACCGUUGAUGAGGACGACGUCUGCUCAGAUGUUUGCGGAUUAUGUUCAGAAUCUCGAGGGGGCUGAUCAGGGGGUUGAUAUGAGCGUGGAUGCUUCGUCGAGGAGGAGUAUCACCGUGACGGAAGGAGAUUAUCUGCAGACGGGGAGGACGCAUAAUGGGUUUGUGUUGAAUCUUGUUAGGGGAGAGAGUUUGAGGAGUCGUCAAAGUGUGGAGGAGAGGGAGAACGUUGAUGAAGCUCCGGAGAGCGUGCAGCUUGAUUCUCCGGAGAAGGAUAUUGGUAGAGAUAGCUCGGCCUCGGAAGACGGAGACGCGGAGGUGGAGACGGAUCUAAGGCACGAGUAA